Messenger RNA from Belonocnema kinseyi, 2087 nucleotides. Its product is annotated as ancient ubiquitous protein 1-like. The record is from RefSeq and is a predicted model, not a curated record. Bases 228 to 1409 code for a protein of 393 amino acids. Gene Ontology annotation, molecular function: ubiquitin binding. Gene Ontology annotation, cellular component: membrane. Lineage: Eukaryota; Metazoa; Arthropoda; Insecta; Hymenoptera; Cynipidae. The transcript has 3 exons.
GAGAACAGCUGAUUCAGUGGUAUUCAUGGUCGAAGUCUAAGAACUGGUAGAAUAAAAUUUGUGACGAUCAUUAAGAUUAUUUGCUUGAUUUCCGGAUCAUAUGAUAAUAAUUCUACUAUAAACAUCGUGUUAGUGACGAAAAGGCGUCUAAAUAGAGGCUUAAUGCUAUCCUAGUGAAAUAUCGCUGCCCGUUCCUUCAUUGGUGUAACAGAUGUUUGUCGUGAGAAAUGUCACAAAUUGAUAUCAAAAACUUAUUCGACGAAAGUAGGUUUCCCAGUGGCUGGAAACUAGUAUCUCUGCUACUGUACGCCCCUCUGGGACUAAUAAUCGUCCUCUUGCGCUUCCUAAUCAGUCUUAGUUUCUGGACAUUGGCUUCGAUACUUCCAGACUGUCAACCACUUCGAACAUUUUUACACAAUGGACUCAGUUUAUCGUUCGGCAUUAUCAUCAAGAUCAGUCCAGAGACUGAGGAGCGCAAUCCCGAGGCAAGGAUUCUUGUAGCGAACAAUGUAUCAACUCUGGAUCACUUUGUGAUUCGGAGAGUCGCUCAAACAGUCACUCCCAGUGGUUGGGAUCUGCCAAGUUCUCUGAGCGAAGCUCUGGGUUUGCAGAAAAUGGACAUGAGCAGCAAGGACGUGCUCGUUGCAAAUAUCAAGGAAUUCCUCGCUUCAACAAAAGCCAACCUUGCCGUUCAACCCGAGUUUGGAGCCACUAAUAACCGCGUGGCAUUGCUCAAAUUCAACUCGUGGCCGUUUGGAAUAGAACCGGUCGUUCAACCGGUCGUCAUCAAGGCGACGAGGCCCGAAUUCGUCGACGUGAGACUCACAUCCGUCGCCUCGACGACGUGGACUGACGUGCUCUGGUUCAUGUUCGUCCCCUACACGAUUUUUACAUUAAAGUACCUUAAGGCUAGAAGAAAUACGGACCAGGAAAUACUCGUGAGAGAGGUCGAGAAGGAGAUUGCUGACGAGCUGAAAAUCCAGACUAGUACGCACACGAUUUCGGACAAAAGCGAGUAUGAAAAGCGGUAUAUUCGGGAGAAAGUACAAAACAGAGGCACUCAAAGCAGAGGUUCCACGAAUUCGCAGGUUGGGAACAUGGAGAUGAUCAGAAUGGCCCAGCGAGUUAAUGAAGUACUUCCAAUGGUACCACGCAGUGUUGUUCUUCGCGAUCUUUCAAAAACAAGAAACGCGGAGAUUACAAUCGCCAAUCUCCUCGACGGCAUAGUAACUUACACGCCAGAACAAUUGCCAUCAACUGCUUCGGAAAGUUCAUUUUCAAAAUCGCAAGUACAGCCUGCAAAAGGUUUUAAAAUGCCAGGAACUCUUUCUUUCCAUGAGAGGAAGACAAGGAUGAUAGCGGAAGCUCGCGAGAAAUACAUUGAGAAGCACGGACUCAAAAACUGUUGAUGUUCUCACAAGUAUCCAAUUUUAAUACCAUUACAAUAUCGCAAUUGAGAACAAAAAAAAUGUACCAUAAAUGUUUUGUUGUAUAUGUAUUUACUAUCGUAUCGCAUGAAUACAGUUUUGUUUCUAAAAUAUGAUUUACUAAUCACAUCAGAUCCCACCCUUCGCGCUUGAUUAACAAACUGUAUUAAAUACAGGAUACAGCCUAAUAUAUUAGAUAUUUUUGUUACGCGUUGCACAUUUGGAAGACUGUAUUUGGAAGACUAAGCGCACCUGCGUGCGAUUUAAUCCUAAAAGUUAUAAACUAAGAGUAUAUAACAAAAUGGACCAAUGCUGCCUAAAUGGAGGUGAAGUCUUCCAACUUGGAAUCUUAACAGCUUCGCUAAUAAUAGUAUUGUAAUCAUAAUCCUAAUCUUAAUUUCUUUCUUAUUCCUAAAUUCGAUUUCAAAGAGUUGUGAAAAUUAUUUUAUUGUAUAUAUUUAAAAAAAGUUACGUUAGGUAGCAUUGGUAGCAUUAGGUGGAUUAUGUUAUAAUCGGUAUUUUAAUUAGAUAAACUUUUUUCUUCACUUGUACAUUAACCGUAUGGCACCUAAUUUUAACAUGCACACUGUAUUUUUUUCCAAGGCGAGAAUCUCAACAGCUUCAAAUCUUGUCCGAAUAAAGUUUUACAUUCAACAUUGA